Messenger RNA from Prunus armeniaca (apricot), 1071 nucleotides. The record is from the annotation of a GenBank genome assembly. NCBI's taxonomy places the organism in Eukaryota, Viridiplantae, Streptophyta, Magnoliopsida, Rosales, Rosaceae.
AUGGAUUCUAGUAAGAGCUGGGAGCACAAGUCACUGCUAACUGAGAUCACUGAAGGGAUGGAGCUAGCAAAACAGUUGAGGCUAAGUCUAAGUGCAGCAUCUUCAUCAGACACCAGACAAUUUUUAGUGCAGAGGAUAUUGUCCUCCUAUGAGAAAGCCCUUUUGAUACUGAACUUCAGUGGGCCGGCUCAAAGUACUGCGGGUGCAAUAGCCAGUGUGCCGGAGUCUCUUGUGUCAGCUAACGCAGGUCCUUGUUUUGAUGACUAUAACAAGAGUCCCAAGGAUCAUCAGGACCUCACAGAUGUCUCCAAGAAGAGAAAGAUCAUGGCCAAAUGGACAGACCAUGUAAUGAGAGUUAGCUCUGAGAAUGGGAUUGAAGGACCUCAUGAAGAUGGCCAUAGCUGGAGAAAAUAUGGACAGAAAGACAUCCUAGGAGCCAAACAUCCAAGAAGCUAUUACAGAUGCACCUACCGAAACACGCAAAGCUGUUAUGCUACAAAGCAAGUGCAAAGAUCAGAUGAAGACCCCACGAUAUUCGAAAUCACAUACAAAGGAAAGCAUACAUGUUCUCAUGGUAGCAAUUCAGUUCUACCACCACCAUCACCAGAACAGCAAGAACAAAAACGAAACAAGCAAAAUAAUACUUCUCACCAACAGCAGUCUCAAGGAAACCAAAUGAGCUUUCCGACUAAUCUGAGAGUCGAUACCAAGUUCUUGGAAGACAGAGAGAACAUGGCAUCUCCAUUCUCUUUCACUUCAACUUCAUUUGGAUGUAUGAUAGCUGAUGAUGCCUUUCUAUCUUCAAUGCUUGAUGAUAACAACACUUUCUUUGACAACUUCAAUCAUUCAUUGCUAUCUCCAGCCGCAGGCGAAUCAAACUACUAUUUGAUGCCACCAAGCCAGAUGAGAAACAUUGCAGGAAACGAGCAACUUUCAGAAUGUGGUCUUACUGAGAUCAUCUCAGCCAACAAUUCGUCAACCAAUUCUCCAAUUCCAGACAUGGAUUUUCCACUGGAGCCAGUGGAAAUUGAGCCCAAUUUCCCAUUUGACACCACAGGAAUUUUCUCAUAA